UCUGCUCAUUACGAGAGGAGCUGCCGGUUUAAUACUUUGGAAGCAUACCCAUGACAGUAACUGAGAAAUGCUGAGUUCUGUAAUAGUCCCUUUUUUAGGUUUUAGGACUGUACAUUAAGGAAGGUAGAUUAUACGUUAGCCGAACCGUUUUCCUUUUUGAAAACCAAGAGUGGUGCUUUUUAUAGGUAAAGAUUCUAAUGGCAGAAGCGUCACAUCAUACGCACCUGGCCGAAAACAUUUUUAUAGCACUACCAGGAAAGAAAACACGCUCGUACACUGGUGGUUGUAGAGGCCCCUUUUGAAAAUGAGCCUUCAUUACAGCUCAGGGUAGCAUUCGGAACAGAAAUCUUUAAGGAGUUCUUUGUUCGGUGAUGUUCGUUGGGCAGGAAGAAUUGUAAAUUUGUCUUUUACUGGCGUCUCCGAACCUGCUUUUCAAAACUAGCUUGUCUCAGAAACGACUUGAGUUGGAAUUUCCUUUUCCUCUCCAGGAGGAACGAGACCCAUCCCUUAACCGAAAUUCUUGAUGCUAGUGUGUAGUGUGUUUUUGACCUCAGAAAUCUGGAUUUUAUCUUUAGAUUUUAGGAAGAGUAAGGUGUUUAGAUGAGAAACAACACCCCCAGCAGAGUCGGGGCAGCAUCCUGUAGUCCAGCAGUAGUUAUCUGUUCAGCCAUAGAUGUGAAUUAAUGGAGAUCUAAAUAGCCUCAGGUCAGGUUUUGCCACCAAUAAGGUAUUAUGCCAAACUUGGGAACGUUUCUUUCAUUUUCAGAGGUUUCUGAUUUGAGAACUGCAGUUAAAAGAUUUGUGGACCUGUAAUCGCCAUUGUAAAAGCUGACAUUACUUGAGUUUUGCUAUGUGCCAGAUAAUGGCUAACAGAUUCCUCAUACAGGUCUCACAGCAAAUCUGUGAGGUGGAUACUAUUUUUGUCUGCUUUUAUCUCUGAAGUUUGGAUAGUUCAACUUGUCCAGAGCCAGCCAGUGAAGACCUACAGUUAAGAAAAUGUCUGAUGAAUUUUCAUUGGCAGAUGCGCUACCUGAACAUUCCCCUGCCAAAACUUCUGCUGUGAGCAAUACAAAACCUGGCCAACCUCCUCAGAGCUGGCCGGGGUCCAACCCUUGGAAUAAUCCAAGUGCUCCACCUUCUGUGCCAUCUGGACUCCCUCCAAGUGCAACACCCUCCACUGUGCCUUUUGGACCAGCACCAACAGGAAUGUAUCCCUCUGUGCCUCCCACUGGGCCACCUCCAGGACCCCCAACACCCUUUCCUCCUUCUGGACCAUCAUGCCCCCCACCUGGUGGUCCUUAUCCAGCCCCAUCUGUGCCAGGCCCAGGCCCCACUGGGCCAUAUCCUACACCAAAUAUGCCCUUCCCAGAGCUUCCACGACCAUACGGUGCACCCACAGAUCCUGCUGCAGCUGGUCCGUUAGGUCCAUGGGGAUCCAUGUCUUCUGGACCUUGGGCACCAGGAAUGGGAGGGCAGUAUCCUACCCCUAAUAUGCCAUACCCGUCUCCAGGGCCAUAUUCCACUCCUCCUCCUCCCCAAGCACCAGGAUCAGCACCACCUGUUCCAUGGGGCACUGUUCCACCAGGAGCCUGGGGUCCGCCGGCAUAUCCUGCCCCUGCAGGAUCAUAUCCCACACCAGGACUCUAUCCCACUCCCAGUAAUCCUUAUCAAGUGCCUUCAGGACCUUCUGGUGCUCCACCCAUGCCUGGUGGCCCCCAUUCUUACCAUUAAGUUAACAAUGGAUGAAGAGAUGACGCUUUGCUUUUUGAAGUACAUGUAUAUGCAAUGAAUGCAUAUAUAAAAAUUGCUGGUUUCACUAUUCUUAGAGGGCAUUCAUGAAAGAACAACUUUUGAACCUCUCAGAAGAUAUCUGCCUCUUUUACUUGGAUGUAUAGUACAUCUGAUGGAUACAAUCACAAAAAAAUGUAAAAGUAAAUCAUCCAAAUGUGAUUUUUAUUCGGUUUUUAUGAAAAGUUAAAAUGGUAAAGUAUAUUGACAGCUCUUUGAUACAAUUUAAAAGAAAUUCUUGAUUUGUUUAAAUUAUGAAACUUCAUGCUUACAGAUCUAAGAUGAUGUGGAUUAUUGUUAGAAUCUGCAACCUCAUUGGCAAAUUAUUUUAAGUAUUUUUCUAUAACCAUUUUUCCCCAAAAUAAACACACUUUAGAAACAA
Messenger RNA from Manis pentadactyla (Chinese pangolin), 2170 nucleotides. RefSeq names its product mitogen-activated protein kinase 1 interacting protein 1 like (gene MAPK1IP1L). The transcript is spliced from 4 exons. NCBI's taxonomy places the organism in Eukaryota, Metazoa, Chordata, Mammalia, Pholidota, Manidae. Bases 997 to 1731 code for a protein of 244 amino acids. The record is from RefSeq and is a predicted model, not a curated record.